AUGAGAAGAGAUUUAAAUAAUUCUUAAAAUUAGUAAACACUAGAAAACAUACAACCUGUAGGAACUACAUAUGAAUAAGCCUUUGAGUUAUUGAGUUAAGCAUUGCUUUCAAAUUCUAUCUAUGCAAUUGCUGUAUUGAUUUUAAGUUUUGAACUUGCGUACAAUGGAAAUAUGUUAUGCGUGAUCUAUUGCAUUUAUUCAAAAUUAGUCUUAUAAAUUAUCCAUCAAAUAUACUUUUAUAGAGCAUUUGCUAAUAUGAAUAUAAAGUACAAUCAAGCUAUUAUGAGAUUAUUGUCACACUUUUUUGAAGGAUGCUAUAUUUUAGCACUAAAUAUGUAUGUUAUCACUCGUACAAGUGAGUUAUUGCUAUUUUCAAACAUAUUCCCUGUGAUAAAUAUUUUUAUUUCAUUAAUAGUCAAGAUUAAUGAGGGAAAUUAGUUUUUUAAAGAAUCAGUGCAAUAAAUCAAUUUGUUUUAUGUAUUUAGAAAUAUUUGUAUUUUGCUAAUAUCUAUAUUUUUCAGUUUAAAAAUAGAGGGAUAUUUUGAAAUUGAGUGGUUAUACACAUUAUGGAUGUUGUGGCUGUUAUUUAGUCUCUCAGCAUCAAUUGUUUUGUAUUACAUUUUUGUUGUAUUGGCAUUAUGCAUUCAAGUUAUUUUAGAAUAAAGCAAUCGUUAAAAAUACUUGGUGAUAACAAAUGUUUGGAUAUUAAUAUUCAUGCUAUCUUGUUCCUCAAUGUUUCUAAUGAUACCAAUAUUGGUGUUGAAUUACAAUUAUGGAAAUUAUAAUUUAGCCAUUUAAGUGGAUAGAAUAAUCUUAAUUGUCAACUAAAUUAUUUUCACUUAUUUUACUGUAAAAUUUAAGCCAGAAUUGAUAUCUGCAUUAUAAAUGUUCUUAUCUCUUAAUGAUUCUGUAAAUCCUCUCAAUACUUUGGCCACUCAAUAAGUAGAUGCAUAGCUUCAGCAGUUUAAUAAGCAGGAUUUUAUUGAGAGUUAAGUUUCGGAAGCAUAAAUGCAAAUUCCAAAAGUAGUAAAAAGAAUUUCGAAAACUUAUUUUGGAUUCGAUGACCUAAAUUCGGAUAAAAAAAGUGAAACUAAACUAUAAGAAUAAAAUAAAAAACCCACUCAUCAGAGAGCUUUAUCAUCUCAAAUUUAAAAAAACACAGAACAAAUCAAUGAAAAGAUUAAACUUGCAUCGAUGAUGAAUUUUAAAAUAAUUGAAAACCAAAAAAUGGAUGAAUUGAAAGGAACUUCCAUAUUACAUGAUAAAUAAGAUUAACCAAGAUCAAUUUCAUUGUCAUCCAUCAACUAGUGUUGCAUUUGCUUUGAUAAUGAACCAGAUGCCUUGUUUAUGUAAUGUGGACAUGGUGGAGUAUGUUAUCAUUGCGCUUUGGAUAUGUGGAAAAAUAAAGAUGAAUGCUAUUUAUGUAGAAAGAAAAUAGAAAGAGUAUUAUAGAUUUAAGUUUGUGAUAAUGAGAAAAAUAUAUACUAGGUAGUUGGAGCAACAGAAUUGAAUUCAAAAUUGAAAAAAAGACAUAAAAUUAGUUAAUAACAUGAUUAAUGA
Molecule: messenger RNA, 1560 nt
Organism: Paramecium tetraurelia
Lineage: Eukaryota; Ciliophora; Oligohymenophorea; Peniculida; Parameciidae
Exons: 6
Source: RefSeq, a predicted model, not a curated record